Molecule: messenger RNA, 2258 nt
Organism: Candidula unifasciata
Lineage: Eukaryota; Metazoa; Mollusca; Gastropoda; Stylommatophora; Geomitridae
Source: the annotation of a GenBank genome assembly
AUCGGCAACGCAUGAGACACAACAGGGAUGUUCAGAUGAGUGUAACCCUCAGAUCUGGAGAGCAUCCUCCCUCGUAUGAUGAGGUUCUUCAGAGUACUCCAAUUGGAUAUUUGAAUAUGGCUUUUACUUGGUCUCAGCAUGGAAACAAUAUGGCUCAACCCCCAUCUUAUGAGGAAGCAGUUUCACCAACAUCUCAGCAGAAUGGUAACAUCAUCAUUACAGCUACAGCAAACAGUGGCCACGGGGAAGCCACCAGAACCUCACAUCAGAACUCAUCAGCUGUCCUUACAACAACAAUCUCAGCUUCUCUGGAUCCCAGAGCUGAGGUCUCAUCUUCUAGUUCUUCUGAAGAUGUACCUGACCAGUUUCGACAGUUUGAUUCGUCAUCAUCAUCUGAGAGCUCUGUGGAAAAUGAACAUCGUCUAACUUCAAAUGGCCUCAUUAUAGACAGUUCUAGAUCAAACAUGAAUCUGACCAAACGUAACAAAGAGUUAGCUCAAGAUGCUGGAUCUCAAAGAAGUUCUCCUAAAUAUAGUAACAACGAAGAAAGUGCACAAGUUAUUUUGGGAUCUCUCGGUUUUGUGAAGGUGAAUUCUAAUGGCCAAGAAAGGGCCACACCGGUAUUAAACAAGCGCAUAGAAGAAUCUGACAGUAGCAGACGUGAGAACAAUGCUGGCAGGGAGCAGUUGAAUGUCACGGACAUCAGAGAUCAGCAGCGAAGUUCUGGAGACCUCAGAAAUGUUUCUGCUGGCAGACAGGGCCACCGUUUACUUCCAACAGAGAGAUUUGUAGAUAAAAGUGGAGGGGCUCAAAGCCAUGUUCUGAGUGGCAGUGAGGGCUUUAGAGAUGCUGAGAGAGAAUCAAAGCAAGGAAGGGCUAGAACUGAUAUGUAUCAGAAAAAUAAGGGAAAGCAUUCUCAUCAAAAUGUUGAUAGAGAGAAUGUGGGAGAUCAGCAUCCAGGCGCACCUAGUGAUGGCUGGGAAAAACAUCUUCCUAAAGUGACAGAUACUUCAAGAUCACAAAGCUGUUUUGAUCUGUCUUUGGGAGCAGGGUCGGCAAGAUUGUUGGAUGGAAGUGGUGCAAGAGUGCGGGAGGAAGACAAGAGAUUUAGCUAUGCAGGAGUGGGGGAUACCUCACUGGCAAGAGAUAGCCUAGAUCACUUUAACAAUGGUAGAGGUUUAAUCAGAGAGAGACCUCGCGAGCAUCUGGACCGAUAUGCAACACAAAGCUAUGAAAAUAUAAGGGAUGGGACCACAAUAAGAACACAUGACAAGUUAGGUUAUGAAGGAGGGAGUGAGCAAGAUGGUCUUCAACAACACAGACAAAAUCGAUCCUCUAAUUCUCCAGGAUAUUUUCCAAAGAGUUCAAGAGACAAGAUUGAUGCUCAAAGAGUAAGGGGGCAGUACUCCAAUCUUCCUCCUGUGAAAGAACAUUUACAUGGUGAAGCACACUUACCUGUUUCCAAAACUGAAGCUACACAUAGAAAUCUAUACAGUGGACAUACAGAUGACCAGCUGGACUAUUCUCCAGCUGACAAUUGCUGGUCACAGCACAGAAGAAAUCCUUUAGAAUCUGCAAGAGCGUCCACUCAAGCUAAUUCAGAUUCUUCCCAGAAAACACACACACAAUCAAGAGGUUCUAGUCAUGAACAUCUUCUGCCAGGAUCAAGCAGGUCAUUGCCAUCUGACAGAACGGCUGCAGCUCCCAGUCAUAAUUAUGUAAACAGACAUGAUCAUAGAAAACCAUCUUCCAUAGAAAGAAGUAGACAACAGGCUGAACUUCAGAGCAGCAGAGGUAAUGUUGGUGACUUUCAAAAUUUGAAUGCAAAUAACAGUAGUAAUAAUGCUGCUCAUUCAGACAUGCAGGGUGAAGCACAACAUUCUACAAGCAGUGGUUCAGUGCCUCAGUCUGAUCCAGACACAGCAGCCAGCAUGUUCAAGCCAAAGCCAUCCUUGAGAAAGUCUCGCAUGAAAGCUGCACAACAUCCAGACAGACAUACAACAGAGUCUUCGCAAGGACCUAUGCAGGCAUCUCACAGACCUGUGCCAGCUCCAAGGCAGGGGAUCAGGAAACAGGAAUCUGCUGAUGACAGAGGACCACUGCCAGCGGCUCCCAACAGUCGGAGUAUGCAAGGAACCAGCAGAUCACGGAGUGAACAGAAUGUAAGGGAAGAUGAGGGCUCUCUUCCCGUUACUGAUCUAAUUCAAUCCAGAGAUCAUAUAAAAGUGGAGGCAACAAGUGAUGAUGUUUUUGUAUAA